GGCAUUCUCUGCAGUCUGGGCGGAAUCACCAGGCGCGCUUAUCGUGGAUUUUCUGUGAUUUAAUUUUUAAAUUUUUUUCUUCGGUUUUGUGCACAAUCUGGGAUUUGGGUCCUGCAAUGGAGGCAACUGAGGCCACACAGGAAGGCACAACGGUCAAGAGUGAGGUGACGGAAAACUCCCAGGAGAGUAACGUACGGAAGACUUCCACGGGACAGGUGUCGACCACCACGUCAAAGACUGUUGCCCAGAGUGUUGAAAAAACCGUCAAUGAGGGCGUCGCGACGGAAAAGUCGUCAGUUAGUGCAACUUCGGCAGGUUCAGAUGUGAACGGUGAUGCAACAUCCGACGAAGAAGUCGAGGAGGUUGAAGAAGUUGAAGAAAUUGUCGAAGAAGAAGAAUUGCAAGAAGAUGAGCUGGAUGAUGCCGAGGAAGCUUCAUCGUCGUCCACUGAGGUUGUUAUUGUUAGGAAAAUUGUGAAGAAGAAGAAAAAGAAAACCACGAAAGAGGAGAAAGUUCCGAAGCAGGUUCAAAAGAAAACUGAAGUUAAAGAGGUGAAAACGAAAGUUGUGGAGAAAAAGCAAGAAGUUAAGCCGGUAGUUGUUGAAAAGAAAGAAGUAAAAGCAGCAGUUCCUGAGAAAAAGGAAGAAGUUAAGCCAGUAGUUGCUGAGAAGAAAGAAGACGUUAAAGAACAGAAGAUUGUGGAGAAGAAAGUAGAAGUUCAGGAAGUGAAGCAGAAAGCAAAAGAAGAACAGGUAACCAAGGAAGCUGAAAAGUCUGAAGAAGAAGAAGAAGUAUCAGAAGAAGAAGAGGAAUCCGAGCCGGAGAUCGAAGAGAAACCAGUCCAACGAAACGAAGUGAAGCCAAAGGAACAAGUUGAAGAUAAACCAAAAGAAACGAUUGAGGAAAAUGUUAAAAUUGAAGAGAAGAUCGAAAAGAAACCAGAACAAAAAAUUGAAGAAGUUAAAGAAGUAAAGCAACAGGUUGAGAGUAAAUCGUCGGAAGUAAAAGCCGAAGCAAAUGGCGUUGCAGAGCCAACAGUUGAGAAAGAGAGAGAAGGCAAUGCUGGAGGAGAUAAAGUUAAGGAAACUGAAACAAAGAAAUUGCAGGUGGUCGAGGAAACAUCUGUACAGUCAUCUCCUCCAGAGCAGCCGCCUGAGAAGCCAUCACAGAAUGGUGAGAUUCAGCAGGAUAGCAUCAAAGCGACCAUCCACGAAAUAAUCAAUGACAUCGAUCGUCAGAUCACAGAAGAUGGCCCUGAUGUGCCCAUUCCUGUGCAGAUUGAAGUGCCCGUCCAAGCUCCUGUGCAAGCACCUAUUCAACCGCCUGUUCAAGCACCUGUUCAAGUGCCCAUUCAAGCACCGAUCCUCCCUCCACUUAGUUCUGGAAGAAAUGAUGACGCCAGGGAGGCGUCGGAGGGCGACAAAGAGAAUGGACCGCGAGUUGUUGAUCUACAGAAGAUCUUCACACCGGCCACAGAUGCCGAGGAGAUUCUCCCACAGCGACAACGCAAACUGUAUGCUUCAUCUUCGUUCUACUCGCCGGUCCUCCAUCCAACGGUGGAGGAUCAAGUGGAGUUGGCAAGGAGGAUAAGCCACUCGCUGAGUGACAUCAGUAAUCAACACUCCAAGGGUCAGUCGAUGUACGUGAAUCGGAAGAAGCGAUCUGUGAAGUGGGUACACGAGGGUGAAGGUAAGGCUCAAGUUAUGUACAGCUCAAGUGUGCAGGAGUCUUCGGAGUCCUACAGUCAUCGCGUACAGGAGAAGCUACCGUUGAAGCUGGUGAUGAAUCCACGUGGGCAGGUGCAGGAUUUGGAGACACUGAGGAAGCAGGGUGUCCUCAUUGAUCCAACCCCUCUGUCCCCGGAUCGUUGUGCUGAAGUUGUUAAUGCACUCCAAGCAACCGGAGGCAAAGGUGCUGAACUCUUCGCUAAGCGUCGCAAGAAGUCCGAGAAAUGGGUUGUUGAUGAGACUUCGAGGCAAUCAGCUCCAACAACACCCAUUUCGGCAUGCCACAAUGUCCCUCCGGCCUUUACGGACUUUGGAGUUCAGCGUGCACAGCAGAAUAUCAAGCUUAAUCAGAUUCAGGAGAAGUACGCUCAGCCAAAGGUGAAGAUCGUCAAGUCUCCGUGGCAAUCAGCUCUGGAGACAGGCCAUGUUAAUGAAGCCUUCCAGAUGCCACAAUCUGCACCACCAAUGGUGCGUCCAGAACCCCCAAUGGUGCGUCCGGAACCACCACCACCGGUGGUGAUGCGUGCUGCAGAGCCCCCACGUAGGGCUCCACCAUCCCCUGGACACUUUGGGCGUGAUCUAGCCUACCGUCCAAAUGUGGCACAGGGAUGGAAUGCCCCAAAACCCAAUCUUCCCGGAAUUUACACCCCACCCGAGCUACCGCUCAGUAGCUACGCACCACCACCGCGUGUGGAUAUCCCACCACUGCAGGAUCCCGUCCCAAGCUACAUCCGACGACCGGAGCCACCGCCACAGCAGGACCCAAUCCCAAGCUUCAUUCGGCGACCAGCUGAGCCGCCACGUCAAGCAAGUGCGCCUAUUUUGCGCACCCCAUCCGUCCAGCCUCCACCCCCAGUGGAGGUGAGGCUGCCGCAGCAACCAAAGAUGGUUCCACCUGCAGCAGCACCAAUGCCGCAGACACGGAUCGCAUCAGCGGGAGCCUAUACCCCGACAAACUGGAGGAAUUACAACACCGCAGCCCGUGGGUGGCGCGGUGCUGAUAUCUACAAGCCAGUUACCUUCGAUAAGCCCCAGCUACCAUUUACGGACUUCUAAUCCGUUGCCCUUUGCCCGCAUGCUUGGCUUCUUUUGCCCCGAAUUUCAAAUUUAAUGACAAUAAAAAAAAACUGGUGUUGAGUAAAUGAUUUUAAAAACAAUUAA
Molecule: messenger RNA, 2888 nt
Organism: Lutzomyia longipalpis
Lineage: Eukaryota; Metazoa; Arthropoda; Insecta; Diptera; Psychodidae
Product: titin
Exons: 9
Coding region: 117-2783 (888 amino acids)
Biological process (GO): positive regulation of actin filament bundle assembly
Cellular component (GO): actin cytoskeleton; Z disc; nucleus
Molecular function (GO): actin binding
Source: RefSeq, a predicted model, not a curated record